Molecule: messenger RNA, 1224 nt
Organism: Pseudozyma flocculosa PF-1
Lineage: Eukaryota; Fungi; Basidiomycota; Ustilaginomycetes; Ustilaginales; Ustilaginaceae
Exons: 1
Coding region: 1-1224 (407 amino acids)
Biological process (GO): nuclear polyadenylation-dependent rRNA catabolic process; exonucleolytic trimming to generate mature 3'-end of 5.8S rRNA from tricistronic rRNA transcript (SSU-rRNA, 5.8S rRNA, LSU-rRNA); U4 snRNA 3'-end processing
Cellular component (GO): nuclear exosome (RNase complex); cytoplasmic exosome (RNase complex)
Molecular function (GO): RNA binding
Source: RefSeq, a predicted model, not a curated record
AUGUCGGCCGCCACGCAGGGCACCAGCACGAAUGCGGGCCCCGCCGCCUUCACCGUCCUCACAUCGCGCAAGCGGCGUCAGGGAUCUGCGGGGCCCUCGACUUCCUACCACGUCCACCACUCUGGCGCGCGGCAUCCCUGCUCGUCGUCGUCGGCGUCAUCAUCAUCAUCAAGCACAAAGCCAGGGUAUGCGCUCGACGCCCUGUCGGCCGCUCACCUCGGCCACGGCGAUGCGAUGGACAUGGAUGACGACCCGACCUCGGCCGACGACGGCGGCGACGGCGCCACCACCAUUGCCGUUCCCGGCGAGCCGCUGGCCUCGUCGUCGCUCUUUAUGCGCGGACACGGCACCACGCUCAGCAGCACGGGGACCAUCACCUCGACCGUGGCGGGGACGCUGGUGCUGACCAACAAGCUGCUCAGCAUCCCGCCCAUCCGCUCGCGCUACAUCCCCGAGAUUGGCGACCUCGUCAUCGGCCAGGUCACGUCGCUCUCGCCCAAGCGCUGGAAGGUCGACAUCCACUCGCGCUCCGACGCCUCGCUCCAGCUCUCGUCCAUCAACCUGCCCGGCGGUGUGCAGCGCAGGAAGCUCGAGAGCGACGAGCUCCAGAUGCGCAACUUCUUCAAGGAAGACGACUGGGUCGUCGCAGAGGUCCAGAGCGUCUUCCACGACGGCACCGUCGGCCUCCACACCCGCUCGCUGCGCUACGGCAAGCUGCGCAACGGCACCGUCCAGAAGGUCGAGGCCGGCCGCGUCAAGCGCCUCAAGUCGCACUUUUGCGACGUCACCCUCGCGCCGCCCCGCGCCGGCCACGACGAGGCGGCGCUGGAUCGGGAUCGGGACCCCGGCCGCGACGCCGCCAAGCCGGUCAAGCUCGACCUCAUCCUCGGCCUCAACGGCUACAUCUGGAUCGCCAAGCACGUGCCCUUUAGCCUGUCCAAGGCCGAGGGGACCGAGGGCCAGGGAAUGGCGGGGACGGGCACGGGCAGGGACGUCGACGCCGUCUACACCGACGACAACGAGGAGAUCGACACCGCCACGCGCGCCGCCAUCUCGACGGCCAGGAAGGUCAUUGCCAUCCUCGACGCCUGGUGCGUCCCCAUCAGCGAUGUUGCCGUCGAGAGGGCGUACGAGACCCUCGUCGAGCUCCACCGCGGCGAGGGCGACGUCGAGCCCGAGGUGCAGAGGAUCGUCGUCGAGAGCACGCUCGAGGCCGUGGCCUAG